AUUAGCCAGCACGUCUGCACCUAUGCGUUGUAUAGUCAUGACAUGAGUCGUCAGAUUGAGACUCCCCACUAUAUCACCAGGCUAAACCACGACUUUCUCCAGUGCGCUGUUUAUGAUUCUGAUGACUGCAAAGCCCGCCUCAUUGGAGUUGAAUAUAUAAUAUCCGAUCGACUGUUUGAAACUCUGCCUCAAGAGAAGCAAAAGCUUUGGCAUUCCGAUGCUUGCGAGAUCAAAUCAGGCCCCUGGGUUAAUCCCAGGAUUCCAGAAAUGAUAAGGAAACCUGAACUGGAUAAUUUGGCUAAGACCUAUGGCAAGUUUUGGUGCACAUGGCAGGUUGACAGAGGUGACAGGCUUCCAGUGGGCGCACCAGCAUUGAUGAUGCCUCCCCAGGGAGUGAACUUGGGCAAGAUCGACCCGGAGCUGGUCAAGGAGAGGGAUGACAAGUACAACAUCUCGACGGAAGCACUGCAGGGAUCAAGUUCCACUUCUUUCACUGUCAUGGCAACCCCAGAAGCCGUCGUUAAGAAAGAUGUGUAUUCGGUGUGGGCACUUCCACCAGAAGACGUUGCUGUCCGGGUGAAGAAGUUGAUGGAAGGUUUAAGAUCCGAGUUCGGUGGGCCACAGUUCGAGCCCCACGUCACGGUUGUAGGGGCCAUCAGUUUAACCGCUGAUGAUGCGUUGGCUAAGUUCAGGUCAGCCUGUGAUGGGCUCAAGGCUUAUACUGCUACCGUCGAACGUGUGGCCACUGGAACUUUCUUUUAUCAAUGUGUCUUUUUGCUGCUUCACCCCACUCGCGAGGUGGUGGAAGCUAGUGCACAUUGUACUGGCCAUUUUGGUUACAAGAGUUCCACACCAUACAUGCCACAUUUGAGCCUCCUGUAUGCUGACCUGACAGAAGAAGAGAAGAAGAAAGUUCAAGAAAAAGCUAAUAUACUUGAUGAAAGCAUUGGCAGCCUGAGCUUCCAGAUAAGUCGUCUUGCAUUAUAUAAAACAGAUACUGAGGACAAAACUCUCAAAUCCUGGGAGAAGGUUGCUGAAUGCAACCUCUGCCCAAAUUAGCUCUUUCUCUACUGUUACUCAUGCAAAUAGCACCUAAUACAAUGCAUAUAGGUUGUAAUAAGACUGACCUUGUCAUCUUACCUAUAUCAAUAAUAAUGUACCUGUGCAGGUUCUUAGUAA
This is a messenger RNA of Theobroma umbraticum, 1179 nucleotides long. RefSeq names its product oil body-associated protein 2C-like. NCBI's taxonomy places the organism in Eukaryota, Viridiplantae, Streptophyta, Magnoliopsida, Malvales, Malvaceae. The record is from RefSeq and is a predicted model, not a curated record.